AUGUCAGGUUUAAAGUUCGCACUAUUCCAUGUCCCUCGAACUCAACUUUUAACUACCAAACUCAACCAUCCUUUUCUGCACCGCCGCACUUCUUUCUUCUCCUCCGCCGCCACCACCGCCACCGCCGCAGUAACUAUAUCUUCCGUCGACCAUCCCUGGCCUGAAUGGAUCUCAUUCGUUGACCGAUUGACCGCCAAAGGUUAUCUCUCCCAAUCUUCUUCUGAUGGCAGUGUUUACUCCAACGUCAAACUCUUGAAAGAUGCUUCUCUUAGCUUCGCCCGUGACCGUUACGACGUUUUCAAAUUGCUGUCAUCGGAAGAUAUUCAAGCUGUUGUUGAAGGAGGAUGUCCUAAUCUUCUCCGUAAAGCUGUUAAUUCGGCUAAAAGGCUGAGAGCUCAUCUGCGAUUAGAAGAAGGCGAUGUUUGUAGUGCUUGCAAUCUGCGAGACUCUUGUGAUAGAGCUUAUGUGAUUCUAAAAGAAUCUGAAGCUGAUGCUCGAACUGUGGAUAUUGUGCGGAUACUUUUGUUUUAUGCAGUAGACCCACUUGUUCUUUCUGGAGGAGAGAAAUCACCGGGCCGAGAAGUUAUUGAAUCAUCUGCAAGGCAACUUCUAUCUCAGCUGAUUGAGUUGAGCGAGGCAUCUCCUGCUCCUCCUCCUGUUCCUGCUCAAUCAAAGUCCACUUCAAAGGAUACCGUGGCAAAAAGUAAACCUCUAAGUUUUAAGGCAGAUAUGUUGUCUAAACACGUUGAGAUGAAGAGAGGCGACUGGACGUGUCCAAAAUGCAACUUUAUGAACUUCUCCAGGAAUAUGAAAUGCUUAAAUUGUGAGGAAGAUAAGCCAAAUAUAAUUGACCCUCCUGCUAUUGAAAUGAAGGAAGGAGAUUGGACCUGUUCUGAAUGCAGUUUUUUAAAUUUUUCCAGAAACAUAAAGUGUCUAAAAUGCCAAGCAGAGGGGCCCAAGAGGGUCAAUAAACUCAAUAUGAAUGAGGUUCAAAUGAAAAAGGGAGACUGGACAUGCUCACAGUGCGGGUUCAUGAACUAUGCGAGUAAUAUCAAGUGUUUGAAGUGUCCUGAGCCAAGGCCCAAGAAAAAUUCCGGGGAUUGGAAUUGUCCUAAGUGCAAUUUCUUGAAUUUUGCGACUAAAGGAAAGUGUUUUCGUUGUGAAGAGUCAAAUCCAAAUUCCAAGCAAUAUCCUGGAGAUUGGAGCUGUCCAAAAUGUGAUUUCUACAAUUAUGCAAGAAACACGAAAUGCUUGAAGUGCAAUAUUAAACAACCUAAAGAACAACCAAACAAUGAGUAUGAAGAGCAUAAUUGGAGGAGACGAAACUGA
Lathyrus sativus (Indian pea) is the source of this 1329-nucleotide messenger RNA. Lineage: Eukaryota; Viridiplantae; Streptophyta; Magnoliopsida; Fabales; Fabaceae. The record is from the annotation of a GenBank genome assembly.